Molecule: messenger RNA, 2901 nt
Organism: Bathycoccus prasinos
Lineage: Eukaryota; Viridiplantae; Chlorophyta; Mamiellophyceae; Mamiellales; Bathycoccaceae
Exons: 1
Coding region: 1-2901 (966 amino acids)
Molecular function (GO): calcium ion binding
Source: RefSeq, a predicted model, not a curated record
AUGAACCAGCGAACCGGCGCGAACGAAAGAACGAAAAGCUUCUCCGUGGCGCCGAAGAUGAACGCGCGAUGGCACGUCGGCCCGGCGUUCGAUCCGCACGAAGAAGAACUUGCGGAGGAAAAGAAGAAGAGGAAUGCGACGAAUGCGAAUACGAGUUUCCCCGGUGGAAGCGGAGGAAACGAAGCACCGAUUAAAUCGGACGGAUUAGAGCGCGAGGAGAUGCACGCGUGGUCUGAUCUGUCGAAACUGUUCAAGACGUUCGCGGCGAUAUGUUUCGUGCUGUUGGUGUUGCCGACGUUGUUCGGGUCGACGCCGCAUAAAAACGCGGCGAGGAAAGUUGGGAGAGCGAGCGUGAGAGCGUCGAGGUACGUUUCGAAACCGUUUAGUAAGAAGAGGUCGUAUUCGUUUCCCGCGCACGACGGCUACGACGAAACGUUGGACGACGCGUACUCCAAUCCGAGAGAGUACGAUAACGCGAUUAAAGAGUACGAGGACGCGAAGAGCGCUUUUGAUAAGUUGGACGAGCAGUUAGGAGAAGGGUCCAUCGAUGAGGUGUUGUCCGAAGACGUGAGGCAGAAAUACGAGGAGGCUUUGUUUAACAAGCAAGCGGCGGAGCUGAAAAGAGAUUUCGAGGAUUCCAUGGAGAAGAAGAAGAAAGAAUGGACCGGGACAAUGAAAGGUGCGAGUUGCGCGGAUAAGACGAGACACUUAUUGGAAUCGUACGUGGAACAUUACUCGUGCAGAUUUGACGCAAAGUACGGAUCGUUAUCGCCGAUGAUGAACUUUCCCGUCGUGAGAGAGGAUUACGAAAACGCAGGCGAGAGGGAGACGAGAGCGUUGGCGACGUCGACGAGCGUCGCGGAUGCAAUCAAGUGGUCGGCCGAGUUAUCCGACGACGAAAAAGAUUCAGACAUGAAGAAACAAAUGAGCGCGGGUGGACUUGCCGUGAGCACAUGGUUGAGAUUUUAUAGCGAAAAGAAGAAAGAGGUGCUCGGAUUGAGAGACGACGGAACGUUGACGUGGGACGUGUUGACGAAGGAAACGAGACGAUACCAACCCAUAGAGAGGUACAAUCCACCACCAGCGCCGGCUCCAGCACCGAGAAAAGCUGCUCAUGUACCGGCCCCAGUUCCGAGACAAGCCGCGUAUGGUAUAGACGUUGCCGUCGUGAAUGAAGGCGCGUUUGCAAAGAUGGAUACGGACGGGGACGGGAGCAUUUCCGUGGACGAAGUUACGAACGCCGCGUUGAAAGGUGAGGUUGAUUUGAAAGAUGGCGUCGUUGAAGAAAUCGUUCAAUCGAAAAGUUAUAAAAAUGCGGCUUUAUCUGCAGAAGAACUGGCAAUGUUAGAUGCGGAAAUGAAAGCGGACGUCGCGCCGAAGAAGAGCAUGUUUUCAAACUUGUUCGGGAGAAGAAAGUUGCUCAAGAAAAAGAAUAAAGACGAUGGUGGUGGUGGUGGUGGAGGAGGAAACUGGGGCGCGAAUCCGAGCGAGUAUAGAUCACCGUUUGACGCGGAAGCGCCGUCUGCAUCGUCUUCCGAGACUGAAUACGACCAACAAACGGUGGAUCCUCUGUAUUUCACAGUGAAUGUCUUUGCGAAUAACUUCCCUGAAAACGUCGCCACGGUCGCCAAAGAAUCGGCGACGCUCAUGCGUGCGCUUCGCUUACCCGGCGUAGCGAGAGUCUUUUCCGGCAACCCGUUCAAAAUGCGCGACGCGAGUCGAAUUACCGAUGAAUACUCCGAGCAAGGUUCGGGCUACUUCUCGUCGCCGGGAGGCAUGAUUUCGUUCGCCACGGCAAAACUCUCCGCGAAUGGUGGUAACGGUUUUGUCAACGCCGAAUUGCGAAGCGAGUGCGAACUUGCCAAUCGAUGCGGCUCGCGAUGGGCAUCCACCCCUAUUUCCACGAACGAAGGUAAAACGGAGUACCAAACCGUCCCGGAUUACGCCGGAGGCGGCAAGUUGCCGGACGUAGUUUCCGUUCCUUCUAUUUCCUACAAGAAAGCUUUAGAAGGUGGAUACCCGUUGUUAUCGAUCGUGGAAGACUCUGACAAAGAUACCUUUAUCCAAGCCGCGGACGAAGCGUUGAAUGAUCGCGCGGUACCCGCGGUGCUCUUUUCCAACGUCAAAACGAACACGUGGCAGUUUGUGGAAGACUUGAAGAAACGCUACAAGAGCGGGUACAACAUUUUUGCCGUCGCUCCAGGUCACGAGCACAACCCGAGACGACCGGUAUUUCUACCCUUGGACGAUCACGCGUUAGCUUGGACGUUUUUCAACGAAUACUAUCCAACUGAAACAUCCGUGGGUGGUACUGCCAUCGCGUUGAUCGUCCGAGACGACGUCUCGAAUUUAGGCUUCAACGACUGGCUCGCGGAGAACAAAAUCGUCGCUUGCGACUGUAACUUGGGCACGUGCGCCGCCGCUACUGGCGUAAAAUACGAAGAGGUGAAAUAUACCAUCGAAAGCUACAAGCCACAGAAAUCGUCGUGGGAGGAAGCGACGAAAACGCAUCAAGCGAAAACCGCGGAAUGGAACAACUACGAUCGCCUCGCGCAGCGCUUGAAAGAGUCGCAAACGGUGGAUUUCCAAGAGCAAUUGGAAGCGGACCAAAAAGCCUUGACGGCGAAAAAAGAGCUCGAACAAGCCGAGAGAGAGUUGAAAGCGGCGAAUGCGGCCAUGAGCGCGGCGAAGAAAUCAGCCGCGGAGAAGAAACGGUCGAUUUGGAACGACGGGUGGGGUGACUUUGACGGCUUUCGACGACGAAAUUUGUUGAAGAAGAAAAAUAAAAAGAAUAGAGGAGACGGCGGAGGAGCGGUAGCGGCAAGAAAUACGUUCGAAACGCCACCGGCGUAUUGCGACAUAGACGAUUACAUCGAUAACGAGGACGACGUUUGGGCGUAA